Messenger RNA from Anthostomella pinea, 2133 nucleotides. Lineage: Eukaryota; Fungi; Ascomycota; Sordariomycetes; Xylariales; Xylariaceae. The record is from the annotation of a GenBank genome assembly.
AUGGCUGAUCAACUCAACAUGGGCGGUUUGACCCUGGCCGAGCAGCAGCACGUUGGUCCUGGUGGUCGCAGCUCCUACAUCCCCCCUCACAUGCGAGGCAAGGUUGGCGGUCCUGGUCCUGGUCCUGGUGGUAAUGCCCCCAUGCCGGCUGGCCCUCCUCCCGGAGCCGCUGCCAUGAACGGCCUCAACAACAGCGCUUGGGCUGGUAACAACAACUACGACGCUCGUCCCGCUCCUGGCGGCUGGGGAGGUGCUGCCGACUUCCCACCCCCUGGUGCACAACCCGCUCCGCCCCAGCAACGAGGUCCCGGCGGUGCUGGCUGGAAUAGCCGACCUUUUGACCGCAAUGCAUACGGUAACCCUGGCGCUGGAGGUACUGGAGGCGGCGGCGGCGGUGGUGGCGGCGGCGGCGGCGGCGGCGCUCAUGCUAGAGGCUCGGGUGACGGACAGUGGCGCGACGGCAAGCACAUUCCUGGCCCCCCCAACCCUCGCUUGGAGCGAGACCUGUUUGGUGUGCCCGACGAUCCGUUGAAGCAGCAAACGGGUAUCAACUUCGAGAAGUACGAUGACAUCCCCGUCGAGGCUUCUGGUCAGGAUGUCCCUGACCCCGUCCUUGCCUUCACCAACCCGCCCCUGGAUGACCACCUCAUUCGCAACAUUGAGCUGGCCCACUACAAGGUCCCCACGCCUGUUCAGAAAUACUCCAUCCCCAUUGUUAUGGGCGGACGAGACCUGAUGGCUUGUGCGCAGACCGGUUCCGGAAAGACUGGUGGUUUCUUGUUCCCCAUCCUCUCCCAGGCUUUCCAGACGGGCCCAUCCGUGAAUCCUCCCGCUGCCGGGGGCGGUGGUGGUGGUUUUGGUCGCCAGCGAAAGGCGUACCCCACGUCGUUGAUCCUUGCCCCCACUCGUGAGCUUGUCUCCCAAAUCUACGACGAGUCUCGCAAGUUUGCAUACCGAUCAUGGGUUCGACCUUGUGUGGUUUACGGUGGUGCCGACAUAGGGUCUCAGCUCCGCCAGAUCGAGCGUGGCUGCGAUCUCCUCGUUGCUACUCCUGGUCGUCUUGUCGAUCUCAUAGAGCGAGGCCGCAUUUCCCUCCAGAACAUCAAGUACCUGGUUCUCGAUGAGGCUGAUCGCAUGUUGGACAUGGGUUUCGAGCCCCAGAUCCGCCGCAUUGUUGAGGGCGAGGAUAUGCCCGGUGUCCAGGGCCGUCAGACACUCAUGUUCUCGGCUACCUUCCCCCGAGACAUCCAGAUGCUCGCUCGUGAUUUCCUCAAGGACUACGUCUUCCUUUCGGUUGGUCGUGUCGGUUCAACCUCAGAGAACAUCACCCAGAAGGUUGAGUAUGUCGAGGACGUCGACAAGCGCUCUGUCCUCCUUGACAUCCUACACACGCACGGUGCAGGUCUCACUCUCAUCUUCGUCGAGACCAAGCGCAUGGCCGACUCGCUGUCCGACUUCCUGAUCAACCAAAACUUCCCCGCAACAUCGAUUCACGGCGACCGCACACAGCGCGAGCGUGAGCGUGCUUUGGAGAUGUUCCGCAACGCACGGUGCCCCAUCCUAGUGGCCACUGCUGUUGCUGCUCGUGGUUUGGAUAUUCCCAACGUCACUCAUGUCGUCAACUACGAUCUUCCUACCGACAUUGACGACUACGUUCAUCGCAUUGGUCGUACCGGUCGUGCAGGUAACACUGGUCACUCGACUGCUUUCUUCAACCGUGGCAACCGUGGUGUUGUCCGCGACCUCCUUGAGCUCCUGAAGGAAGCCAACCAGGAGGUUCCUGCUUUCCUCGAGACCAUUGCUCGCGAGAGCUCUUUCGGUGGUGGUGGUGGAGGCCGUGGUCGCUCUGGUGGUGGUGGUGGUAGUCGUGGUCGUGGCCAGGGUGCCAACCGUGAUUUCCGAAAGUUUGGUGGUGGCGGAGGCGGCGGCGGCUUCGGCGGCGGUGGUGGUGGCUUCGGUGGACCUCCCGCUUCCGGCGGCUAUGGUGGAGGCUUUGGCGGUCCCCCUCCCAACCCUGGAUACGGUGGAGGUGGCGGUGGCUAUGGCGGCGGUGGUGGCGGCGGCGGUCCCGGUUACGGUGGCGGCAGCUACGGCAACCCUGGCGGCGCUGGUGGCCAGGCCAGCUGGUGGUAA